This is a messenger RNA of Neltuma alba, 978 nucleotides long. RefSeq names its product ubiquitin carboxyl-terminal hydrolase 3. Bases 79 to 810 code for a protein of 243 amino acids. The transcript is spliced from 9 exons. Gene Ontology annotation, biological process: ubiquitin-dependent protein catabolic process; protein deubiquitination. Gene Ontology annotation, molecular function: cysteine-type deubiquitinase activity. The record is from RefSeq and is a predicted model, not a curated record. Gene Ontology annotation, cellular component: cytoplasm. Lineage: Eukaryota; Viridiplantae; Streptophyta; Magnoliopsida; Fabales; Fabaceae.
UGAGACGAGCAAACGAAGUGAAGUUCCAGUCUGCGUGUAAAAUUUGCUUUUGGUUCUGCAUACGAAAGAGCACUUGAGAUGGCUGCAAUAGACGAAAAAGCCUCUGCUAAAAGAUGGCUUCCUCUCGAAGCAAACCCUGAUGUGAUGAACCAGUUCCUAUGGGGACUGGGCCUUCCAGGAAGCGAGGCAGAGUGCUGUGAUGUGUAUGGUCUGGAUGAAGAACUACUGGAAAUGGUUCCCAAGCCUGUACUAGCUGUGCUUUUUCUUUACCCCUUAACCUCAAAGGUUAAUUUCAUUUCUGAUCAGACUGAGGAAGAGAGGUUGCAACAGGAAAAUGAAAAAAAGGAACACAGCACUAAAGUAUAUUUUAUAAAGCAAACUGUGGGAAAUGCUUGUGGUACUAUAGGACUUCUUCAUGCUCUUGGGAACAUAACAUCUGAGAUCAAACUUACUGAGGGAUCGUUCUUUGAUAGAUUCUUUAAAGCUACUACAAGCAUGGAUCCAUUACAGCGUGCAGCAUUUCUUGAGAAUGACAAAGAAAUGGAAGCUGCUCAUUCAGUAGCUGCCACUGCUGGUGAUACAGAGGCAUCAGUUAAUGUGGAUACUCAUUUCAUCUGCUUUGCUUGUGUUGAUGGUGAACUUUAUGAGCUUGAUGGAAGAAAGUCAGGACCUAUAUCUCAUGGUCAGUCGUCACCAAAUACUUUAUUGGAGGAUGCAGCUAAAGUCAUACAAGGCAUGAUCCAGAAAAAUCCUGACUCUCUUAACUUCAAUGUCAUUGCCAUUUCAAAGAAAGCUGGAGAUGGAAAGUAAGGAUGUAGGUGCAGGUAUCAUGGGUAGGGUUGAACCUAUUUAUAAGUAGUCUUUGAUGUUAUCCUCGGCAUUUCAAGGAACUCUUUACUCGCUUUGGUUUUGCAUGUACUCAGAUUGUGUGUUUUCAUUUAUGAUGAUCAAGCAUGAUCACCACCUUCCUAACGAUUA